AAAAAUAAAGUAAAGUGAGUCUGGCUAAUCGUGGAGUUUCAGCUGCUUAAGGUAAAUAAUGCCGGCAAAAAUUGAAAACGGGGUUUAAUGUUAAAUACUGUGGAUAAAGGUUGUUCCACAGAGGCUUUUAAGUCUAAACAUGACUUCGAUGCCAAAACUUAAAGAAGAAGAAAAAAACUUCACUAGAUUUUUCUUCCUCAAUUUUAAAGUAUCACCUGAAAUCGCCAGGCGAUUCUUCGACGGAGUAUUUCCGCCCACAAGCUUAGCUAAAACUAUCAACAAUAGUGUGCCUGCCAUUAUCAAUUUAUACAAUCGAAAAAGAAUCAAUGCAGUCCAAUUAGACAUAUUAAGGGGUAUCCCAGGAACGAAAUGGUCACCCCAUCGUCCUGCGAUGCCUUUGGGAACAACAGCAACCUCUUCCAAAGAUUUUGACCUGACAAUGUUGAUAUGUCUGCUAAGAAAUCUAGGAGGUUUAUCAAAGCCAUCCAAUGGAUGGGACCAACUUCCGCAUCCGAAUGAUACGUUACCAGGAGCAGACCUAGCUACACUGAAGUGGUUCAGAAAUCAGUUCGCCCAUACGACUGUUACUUCUAUGGAUAAAAAUGAAUUCACAGAUAAAUGGAAACUUGUUGAAAAGGCAUUGACAUCUUUAAAUAAAGGUCAAAGACCAUAUGAGGUCACUGAAAUCUUAAAUUACGAUCUUGAUGGAGAACAGGCUAAAACAUUGUCAAACACAGAACUGAAGAAAUUGAAAAAAGAAUGCAUUGAUUGUGAAAUGGAAAUAAAGCAGAUAGAGAUUGAUUUCUCGUAUUACAGGGAAGGAAAUAUUCCGAAAAAUAUUGCAGAAGCGAAUGAUACUUUGGUUGAAACAUGGCUACAAGAUGAUGAAAGUUUUUAUGAAACAAGGGGGUCAGAACUUGUUUAUGAUAAAAUAAAAUCUUGUUGUUGUAUUUUGGUAACAGCAAGUUCUGGAUUUGGAAAAACCGCCAUUAUUCGACAUAUCGCAUUUAAAUUUAAACUGGAAGGAUUCGAAAUUGUUCCCAUUGAGUCGCCAGAGGAUAUAAUUAUAUACAAAACAAAUAAAAAACAAGUGUUUCUUAUUGAUGAUGUCCUUGGUAAAUGCCAUUUAAGUCCGACCCUGUUGGAAAAAUGGGAAAGUUUAAACGGAAAGCUAUUAAACUGCUUGGAAACAGACUUAGGUUCAAACAAAAUAUUGUGUACAUUGAGAUUACAAAUAGCACUCCAAAAAAGAUUUAAAAAUGCAUCUACAAUUUUAAACAAAGAAGUCAUUAAUUUAGAACACCAGUCUAAUGCUCUUUCAAAAGAUGAAAAGCAGAAAAUAUUAAUCAAACACCUUAGUAGAAGUAAUCUAGAAAAUAAAAUUACAACAGAAGAGAUUGAAAUAAUGUGUGAAACAAAUUAUGCAUUCCCUCUCCUUUGCAAAUUAAUUUCAAAUAAUGAAGAAAGAUUCAGAAAAAGAAUUGCAUUCUUUAGACAGCCUUUUUCAGUGUUGAAGGAGGAACUUGAUAAAAUGAGCAUUGAAAAUAAGACGAUAUAUUGCAUUUUGGUGCUAUGUAUGUUGUUUAAUGGUUCAUUUAGUAGACGUAUAUUUGACUUGGACUCAGACAAAUGCGAUGAGAAAAUAUAUAGAAUAAUGCAAACUUGCGGACUUCAAAGAAACAUGUCUAAAAAAGAAAUUGAGGAUGGGGCUCUUUCUGCUAUAGGAUCAUAUUUCACUAAGGACAGUGACAAUUUUAGGUUUAUUCACGAUGCUCUUGAAGAGACUAUCGGCUGUCAUUUCUAUACGUUUGAUCCGAAAGUAAUGUUCUCUGACUGUGAUAUCGUUUUUAUUAGAGAUCGAGUCAGAGUGAUUUCUAAUGAAAACACGGAUGAGAAUAUUAAUGAAAAUAUUGUUAGUAUUCGGGAAGAUGAAUUGAAUGAAGAUCGUCUUAGACCGUUGUAUAAUAGAUUGUGGAUUGAAUUAAAAAAUGGGAGAUUUUCCAGCUUAUUAAUGAGUCAUCUUUUUUCGAACAGAAAUUUCAUCCGAAUAUUUGGAAUCACUUUUGAUCAGAGCAUACAUACUUUCUUGAAAAAGGUUAGUUCCGAGCAGGGACAAAUCAGUAAUGAUUCAGUCUUUAAAAAAUCUUUAAAGAUUUUAUCCAAUGAUGAAUUCAAUGAAAAUAAAGAUGCCAUUAGUCGAGUUAUAAUCGCCCGAGGAAACAAGAGUACACUCAUUGACUGGAUAGUGGCAUUUGGUUGCUAUGAGUUUUUUCGGUAUUCAUGGAAUAAGAUGUCAACUUUUGAGCGUAAAUUGAUUUUAGGUAGUUUCAAAAUCCUACCCUCAAGUAAGUCCUUCUUUCCUCUAGCUGUACUUGGAGGUAGCUUAGAUAUUGUUACAGAAUUAAUUGAUCAUGAUGUAGAUAUAAACUGUUUUUCCGAAUUUUGGGAGACACCUUUAUAUAUAGCGGUUAAGGCAGGACGCUAUGAUAUGGUACGUUUACUGUUGAGUAAUGGAGCACUGAUAAGACUACGAGGAUUGUUUCCACAUGUUCCAAUGAAAAUCCCAAUUGCUGUCACUCCAAACAAGCAACAGAUAACUUAUUUGAUUCUUGAAUAUGAUUUAAACAAGACAGAGAUUCAUGAAGCAGUCCACCACAAUGACUUGGGAAAAUUAAGAUCAAAUAUUCGAUCAGAAAAUAUUGAUUCUAAAACAAAGAACGGAUUGACAGUCCUACAUUACGCUGUAUUAUUAAAUAACGUAGAAGCAGUUAAGGUUUUAUUUAAUGAAGAAUUGCCCGAAAAUGAUGAUUCAUAUUUUGACUUCAAGCAAGUCAAAUAUAGAGAACUUUUGACUAGAAAGCCUACACCUAGAGUAAACAUAGGUGACAAUAAUGGACUCACUGCUGUUCAUCUAGCCGUUAUAAACAAUAAUAUCGAGAUAUUAUCUCUUCUGCUUCAUAAUAAAGCUAAAGUAACGAUUCGUGAUGAUUUCUAUAGAACCCCUCUACAUUACACAACAGGUGAAACUGUUACAAAAUUAUUACUCGCUCAAAGCUCUCAGAACCAGUGUUUGGAAAAUUAUCGAAAUGCAGAUGUGAAAAGACAGUAUACAAAAACAUGUCUAUCAGCUUUCAUGACCACUUGUUUGAAUAUUUCUCUACAAACUACUUUCAGAGUUGUUUUGCGUGACUUUGUUAACGUGCCAGACAAAGAGGGCAAUACACCCUUACAUUCUGUUAUAGAGAGGCAUCGUUCAAGACAGGAAAAGAGUGAUUGUAUAGAAAUAUUGCUAGAUAAUGGGGCUAAUCCUUAUUUAUUAAAUGACAGGGCCUUAUCAGCAUUUGAGUUAGUUGAUAACUUUUUUGGUGAAGACAAAAACAUAAACAAUAGUGCAAAACAUAGACAAUUAGUUCAGAACACUCAUAUGUUAUUUGCCUUAGUAACGUUCUUAAUUGCUUUUACUUAUAUGUUAAUAAAUCCCGUAAUAUUUAGUAAGGAAAGUCAAAAUGAGUUUUAUUGCGUCGGGGACGUCGCAGACUCUGGUAAUAUAACCUUGGAACAGGUGACGAGAAGCCAAUACGUGUUACUCACAACUAUAGUGUUUUGGUCAUUAUCAUUUAUAUCGUAUGACAUGAGGUAUUCAGAUCUCAAUUGGCGAUGUUUUAUAAUUUUGGUAUUUAUAGGUAGUGGGUUUUUCACAUUAGUUGGUGCAUUUGUAUUAAUCCAAUACAUACAAAAAUUUCAGUAUAUAUAUGAAAUUAUUUUCAGCGUUGUUUUAUAUAGGGCUGUGAUAGAACUCAUUAGAUAUUUUACACAUGUAACAUACUUACAAGUAAGAUAUAGGGAAAAACUGCCAAUAGCUGUUCUGAAUUUAUUCUUAUGUUGUACUUUGAUAUAUGGUGUUUCAAAGGAUUUUCCUGCAAGUGACCUAAAAUACUAUUACAAUUUUUCUACCAUGCGCGUUAUAUAUACACUGAACAUAACAGCUUCAAAUUGUACUGAAUUUAAUUCUGUAAAUAUAUUAUGUACAAGUUUAGCCUAUAAUAUUACUUAUCAGAAUGAUGUCGACUUCUCCAUGCAGUGUCGCACUGACCCAAAUUUUACAAGUUAUAAUGGUACACUUAUAGUGGAAUCAGGAUUUAUAGACUGGCAAGAAAUAGGUAUCAUAUCUAAUUUUUGGUCGCAUGUUAUAUGUGCCUACUGUUUUCUUUACUGUUUUUCAAUAUGUAUUAGGCGGAUAAUGUUUAGAGGUACUACAUGUAACUUAUCGUUUAUGAAUGCUCUAGAUUUGUCUAUUUAUUUUUACAUAAUGUUGUUAGUUAAUAUUAUUUAUUAGAAUUGUUUUGAUUAAAUGUGACAAAAUAGAACAAAGAUAUAAUUCUAGGUUGUACUGUCAUAUCUAGUAAAGUAAAAAAUAACCCGUUAAAUGAGGAUGAGGAAAUGUUACUUUAUAUAUCAUACAAUGAGGAAAAUGAUAUUAUAAAUUGUGUGAGAAUGUUUUUACAUGAUCAUUCGCGUUCAUUUCAUAUGAAUCUUGACUUGCAAUAUGUAUGUCUACUACAUUGAAUACAUGUUAUUGACUUUUA
Messenger RNA from Mytilus californianus (California mussel), 4586 nucleotides. RefSeq names its product E3 ubiquitin-protein ligase DZIP3-like. Gene Ontology annotation, molecular function: protein binding. The transcript has 5 exons. Bases 140 to 4336 code for a protein of 1398 amino acids. NCBI's taxonomy places the organism in Eukaryota, Metazoa, Mollusca, Bivalvia, Mytilida, Mytilidae. The record is from RefSeq and is a predicted model, not a curated record.